This is a messenger RNA of Daldinia vernicosa, 721 nucleotides long. RefSeq lists its product as uncharacterized. NCBI's taxonomy places the organism in Eukaryota, Fungi, Ascomycota, Sordariomycetes, Xylariales, Hypoxylaceae. The record is from RefSeq and is a predicted model, not a curated record. Bases 86 to 493 code for a protein of 135 amino acids. The transcript has 3 exons.
CCUAUAUAUACAUCUUUUCUAAAAAUUCGAGUCUCAUUAAAGAGCACUAAAGGAUUCAUUCUGGGACAGUUGAUCCAUUUACAAUAUGGGAUCUUUUAUUAGCAAGGCCAAAUCAAAGACGGACUCGACCGCAAAAGGUCCUGUUCCAAUGUCCUACUACUCUAAUGCGCAGAGUACCAAGCCGCCGCUAAUCGCAAACGAAAACGCAUUCCUAGGAGAUGUUGCGACGUCUGAGAAUCUUGACCCCACGAAACCUAUCUCGGCUGGGUUCUACCGUUUGGAGAAGGGAACACCGCUUGUAUACGAGUAUACGUAUCACGAGAUGAAGGUGAUUGUUGAGGGUAGCUUUGAUAUAAGCGAUGAAACGGGCAACAAAGUGCACGCUGUCCCUGGCGAUGUUUUCUAUUUCCCCAAGGGCUCAAAGAUCACCUUUACUACGGAUGACUAUGGGCUUGGCUUCUACUGUGGACAGAGAAAGAAGGAUAGCGCAUAAGGUGAUAUUAGGUGUAUAUAGGGGCACAUUACUAUUCUAAUAUUGGAAAGGAGGCCGCGCGGGUCAUAACUUGACCAGCCACGCACAAUCAGGCCAGAGUGAAUAAUACUAAAAGAUACCGCUUUUGAUGUUAUGUAAGGGUCAAUAUGCGAAUUGACAGUCCCUGGCUUGAAAGUAAUCAUGAAGCGGACAGCUAAGACUUAAAUAUACGUACCAUACUGGUAGCAA